AGUGACAGCUCUACCUAACAAGCCAUGGAGGCUGCAGACGCAAGCCACGCACCCACCACUUCUUCCUCCUCCGUCUCAUCUUCGACACUCUCCUCAUCGGCGUCCUUCUCCUCCCUCGCCAGCAGCGUGCAAGAGCUUCCCAAGAACUCAUCAAAGCCCAACAAGCAAGCGAAGAAGCGAAAGAGAGCCGCUUCGCCGCCGGACCAGGAACCGGCGGCCAGCAAUGGCGCCCAGCUAGGAGAGGAGAGCAGCUGCUGCACCACCGAGGACGACCACGACGCCCCGGGCGGCAAGGCGGCGCCCGUGUCUCGGAGCGGGUUCAAGCACCCGUCGUACCGCGGCGUGCGGCGCCGGAGCUGGGGCAAGUGGGUGUCCGAGAUCCGCGAGCCGCGCAAGAAGUCUCGCAUCUGGCUGGGCACCUUCCCCACGGCCGAGAUGGCGGCGCGCGCGCACGACGCGGCCGCGCUCGCCAUCAAGGGCCGCAACGCGCACCUCAACUUCCCCGACAGCGCACACGAGCUGCCCCGCCCGGACUCCACGUCGCCCGCCGACAUCCAGGCCGCCGCCGCCAAGGCCGCGCUCACCGCCUCCGUGCAGUGUGACCAGGCCGAGACGCCUCCGUGCUCCCCGGUCGCCGCGGAGUCGCUGCCGUCCGAAUCGGAAGCCGCGGCAUGCCCUGCGGACGCGGCGCCCGCGCAGAGCGGCAGCGGCGAUGACAAUGCGCUGUUCGACCUUCCCGACCUCCUCCUGGACCUCAGGGACGGGCUGCUGUGGUCGCCGGUGUGGCCGCUGGCGCUGGCGGCGGAGGAGUACGACGGCGGGUGCUGCGUCGGGCUCAGCGAGCCGCUCCUGUGGUCCGAGUAG
This is a messenger RNA of Lolium rigidum, 864 nucleotides long. RefSeq names its product ethylene-responsive transcription factor ERF024-like. Bases 25 to 864 code for a protein of 279 amino acids. Gene Ontology annotation, biological process: regulation of DNA-templated transcription. The record is from RefSeq and is a predicted model, not a curated record. Gene Ontology annotation, molecular function: DNA binding; DNA-binding transcription factor activity. The transcript has a single exon. NCBI's taxonomy places the organism in Eukaryota, Viridiplantae, Streptophyta, Magnoliopsida, Poales, Poaceae.